Messenger RNA from Dama dama (fallow deer), 13677 nucleotides. It is a transcript of the gene DNAH9, whose product is annotated as dynein axonemal heavy chain 9. Bases 1 to 13461 code for a protein of 4486 amino acids. Gene Ontology annotation, biological process: microtubule-based movement. The transcript has 69 exons. Lineage: Eukaryota; Metazoa; Chordata; Mammalia; Artiodactyla; Cervidae. Gene Ontology annotation, cellular component: dynein complex. Gene Ontology annotation, molecular function: ATP binding; ATP hydrolysis activity; dynein intermediate chain binding. The record is from RefSeq and is a predicted model, not a curated record.
AUGCCGAGCGCGGAGGAGCGGGCCGCGCAGGCUGAGGACAACGCGGACGGGGAGCCCGGCGCCGACCCACGGCUGCGACUCCUCGGGGCCUAUGUGGCCCGGAGCCUGCGGCCGCCCGCGGGCGCCUGGGAGCGCUGCGCGGGCUCGGCCGAUGCGGGGCAGCUGCUGCACGCCUUCCUGGGACAGGGGGCCGCUGAGGGUCCGCGACCGCUGCUGGUGGUGCAGCCCGGGCCUGGGGGCCUGGCGGUGCGCACGGAGCUGGACGCGGGACCCGAGGCCGGCCCAUCUCGCGCUAAGGGGCUUUUUUUCCUGCGCACCAGGCCCGAGCCGCCGGGCCCCGGCAGCCUCCGCGGGGCAGUGCUGUGCGGGGAUCUGCCCGCCGCGCCGCUGGAGCAUCUGGCCGCGCUCUUCUCCGAGGUUGUCAUCCCUGUCCUGGCCAAUAAGAAGAACCACCUAGACUGGCCCCACGUGGUUUGUCAAGAUGUCCAGCGGCAUGCCUACAGCCUCCAGGGUGACCUUCUGGUUCUCCUUGAGCAAGCGAAGGGAAAAACCCUGCUGCCCCUUCCAGUCGGCUCAGAAAACGUGGGCUCUGAGGGUUCUGAAAUUGAGGCCGCCUUGGAUUCUACGGACAAGUCCGUCAUCUAUGCCAUUGAGUCUGCAGUGAUCCAGUGGAGCCACCAAAUCCAGCUCGUGCUCAAGAGAGAGUCUUCCCAGCCACUCCUCCAGGGGGAGAACCCUACCCCGAAGGUGGAGCUGGAGUUCUGGAGGAGCAGGUAUGAAGACCUGAAAUCCAUUUAUAAUCAGCUGAGAACAAUAAAGAGGAGGGGCAUGGCGGGACUUCUGGACAAGUUUCAGAGCAGUUACUUUCCAGCUUUCCAAGCCAUGUUCCGAGACAUUGGAGCAGCUCUGACGGAGGCGCGGGACAUCUACACCCACCUGGCGCCACUGAGCCGUCACCUGGAGAGCCUCGAGAGCCUGGAGUUUCCCGACGUGAAGCCCCGGCUGCGGCCCCUGCUGCACGUGGUCUGCCUGAUCUGGGCCAUGUGUGAGUCUUACCGCUGCCCAGGGCGGCUCACGGCGCUGCUGCAGGAGAUCUGCAACCUUCUGGUCCAGCAGGCCUCUGUUUAUCUCUGCCCAGAAGACCUCCUGAGAGGUGAGGUCGAAGACAGUGAGAGGAAACUGCAUGUGGUCACGGACACCUUGAGCUUCUUCAAGCAGCUGUUUCAGGACAGAAGGGAGAAUCUCCAUUCUUACUUCAAAGAGAACCAGGAAGUCCGCGAGUGGGAUUUCCAGUCCUCUUUGGUCUUUGUGAGAUUGGAUGGCUUCCUGGGGCGACUGGGCAUGGUGCAGGAUCUUCUGAAGACAACUUUGGAUUUCCACAAACUGGGAAAGCUUGAGUUCAGUGGUAUCAGAGGGAGUGCCCUGAGCCAGCAGGCCCAGCAGAUGUACACCGAGUUUCAAGAGAUGUACAGGGUCUUCUCAGAGUCUUCCUACAACUGCUUGGAUCUCCAAAGCGUGGAAUUUGAAAAUGACAUCUCUGACUUUAAUCAGAGAGUAGAAGAUCUUGACAGGAGGCUGGGGACUGUCUUUAUUCAGGCCUUCGAUGAUGCCCCUGGCUUGGAGCAUGCCUUUAAGCUGCUGGACAUAGCAGGAAACCUCUUGGAGAGACCAGUGGUAGCACGGGAUGCCUCUGAAAGAUACCUGGGGCUCAUCCGCAUGUUCAGCAAGGAUCUGGACGCCGUGAGGAUGAUCCACAGUCAGCAUGUCCAGGAGGAGGCAGAGCAUGGAUUCUCCGCCGUGCACAAGAACAUGCCUGCUGUGGCCGGGGGCCUCCGCUGGGCACGGGAGCUGAGGCAGCGCAUCCAGGGUCCCUUCGACAACUUUAGACGCAUGACACACCCUUGCAUGGAAUCUGCCGAAGCAAAGCGCAUGAUACAAAAAUACGAAGACACUCUCUCCUUGCUGGAAAAGUAUGAAACAAGACUUUAUGGGGACUGGUGUCAAACAGUAGCAGAGAAGUCACAGUACAACCUCUCACGGCCACUUCUGAGACGUGACCCGGAGACAAAGCAGAUCACUGUCAACUUUAGUCCACAGCUGGUUUCCGUGCUGAGAGAAAUGAGUUAUCUUCAACCCCAGCAAAUGACGCACAUCCCCGAGACGGCAGCAGCCAUGUUCUCCUCCAGGGAGUUCUACCGGCAGCUCGUGGCUCAUUUGGAGUUGACGGCAACGUGGUACAACAAGGUUAUGAAAACUCUGCUCGAGGUGGAAUUUCCAUUAGUUCAGGAAGAGCUGCAAGAUAUCGAUCUCUGCCUGAGAGCUGCAGAGGAGACUCUAAGCUGGAAGACAGAAGGUAUUUGGGAUUAUGUCAUUCAGAUCACCAAUAGUAUUCAUGAUCUCGAACAAAGAGUUCAGAAAACUCAGGACAAUGUGGAAGAGAUUCAGAGCAUCAUGAAAACAUGGGUGUCGCCAAUGUUUAAGAGAAAAGAUGGGAAAAAGGAAUGCCUUCUCUCUAUGGAUGAUCAGCAUGAUCGAGUGGAAAAAUAUUACCGUCUCAUCAAAGAAUCUGGCCUGAAGAUCCAUGCCCUUGUGCAGGAAAACCUGGGUCUUUUUUCAGCAGAUUCAACUUCUGAUAUCUGGAAGACUUAUGUUAACUACAUUGAUGAUAUGUUGCUGGAUGGAUUCUUUCUUGCCAUUGAGUGUUCCCUCAAGUACCUCCUGGAAAAUACUGAAUGUAAGGCAGGACUUACCCCGAUAUUUGAAGCCCAGCUGAGCUUAGCCAUCCCAGAACUGGUUUUCUGUCCAUCGCUGGAGCCUGGCGUGAAGGGCGGCUUCUACGACCAGGUGGAGGGCCUCGUCACCAGCAUCUUUAGCAUCGCGUCCUUGGUGCCCCGGCUUUCUCCUGAGAAUGGCUCUCCCCACUAUCAGGUGGAUUUGGAGGCCAUGGCUGAGCUGGCGGGCCUGCGGGGCGAGCUGAUGGGGCGGGUGCAGGCCAUGAUGGCCCUCUGCGGCGACUAUCGGAGCACCCUCAGCCAGUAUUCCUACCUCUACACGGAGGACCGCAAGGAGGCUCUGGGCCAGUUUCUGUUGUACGGGCGCAUGCUCACAGCCGAGGAGGUGGAAGCCCACGCUGAGGACGGCAUCCCAGAGAAUCCUCCCCUCCUGCAUCAGUUCAGAGCGCAGAUCGACUCCUACGAGAAGCUCCAUGAGGACGUGUGCAGGCUGGAGCCCGUCCAGGUGUUUGACAGCUGGAUGAAGAUCGAUGCACGGCCCUUUAAGGCGUCUCUGCUGAAUAUAAUAAAAAAGUGGAGCCUCAUGUUCAAACAGCAUCUCGUGGACCAUGUCACUCACAGCUUGGCCGACCUUGAAGCAUUUAUUAAAAACAGUGAGAAUGGCUUGCUCAAGAAAGUCGAAAAAGGAGAUUUCCAAGGACUGGUUGAGAUUAUGGGGCACCUAAUGGCUCUUAAAGAACGACAGAGCAGCACCGAUGAGAUGUUUGAGCCUUUAAAGCAAACGAUUGAAUUGCUGAAGACCUAUGGACAAGAAUUACCGGAAACAGUGUUUGAGCAGCUGGAGGAGCUGCCUGAGAAGUGGAACAACAUUAAAAAGACGGCGGUUACCGUGAGGCAGCAGGUGGCCCCCCUGCAGGCCAAUGAAGUGACCCUCCUGCGCCAGCGGUGCGCGGCCUUCGAGGCGGAGCAGCAGUCCUUCUGGGGGCGAUUCCGCAGAGAAGCGCCCUUCAGGUUUGAUAGCACUGACCCUCAUCAGACGCUGGAUGCCUGGCACUUGGAGACCCAGCAGAUGGAGUCCACCAUGGCCUCCAUUUCCGCGUCCGCCAGCUUGUUUGAAGUCACCGUCCCUGACUACAAGCAGCUGCGGCAGUGCAGGAAGGAGGCGUGCCGGCUGAAGGAGCUCUGGGACACGAUUGGGAUGGUGACCUCCAGCAUCCAUGCCUGGGAGACCACCAGGUGGAAGGAUAUCGACGUGGAGGCCAUGGACUUGGAGUGCAAAAAGUUUGCCAGGAACAUCCGGAACCUCGACAAGGAGGUCAGGGCCUGGGAGGCCUUCACAGGCCUGGAGAGCACAGUGUUGGACACCCUGACCUCCCUGAGGGCCGUGGCCGAGCUGCAGAACCCGGCCAUCCGGGAGCGGCACUGGAGGCAGCUGAUGCAGGCCACGGGCGUGACCUUCACCAUGGAUGAGAGCACCACCCUGGCCCACCUCCUGCAGCUGCAGCUGCACCACUUUGAGGAUGAGGUCCGGGGCAUCGUGGACAGAGCCGUGAAAGAGCUGGGCAUGGAGAAGGUGCUGAAGGAGCUGCAGACCACCUGGGCUGGCAUGGAAUUCCAGUACGAGCCCCACCCACGGACCUGUGUGCCCCUGCUGCAGUCUGACGAGGACCUCAUCGAGGUUCUGGAGGAUAACCAGGUCCAGCUUCAGAACCUGAUGGUGUCCAAGCACAUUGCCUUCUUCCUGGAGGACGUGUCAGGCUGGCAGAAGAAGCUGUCCACUGCCGACGCCGUCAUCUCCAUCUGGUAUGAUGUGCAGCGCACGUGGUCUCACCUAGAAAGCAUAUUCAUCGGAUCUGAAGAUAUCCGGGCUCAGCUGCCCCAGGAUUCUAAAAGAUUUGAAGGCAUCGACAUAGACUUUAAAGAGUUAGCUUAUGAUGCUCGGAAAACUCCAAACGUAGUGGAAGCCACCAACAAGCCAGGUCUUUAUGAAAAGCUGGAAGAUAUUCAGAGCAGGCUGUACCUGUGUGAGAAGGCCCUGGCGGAGUACCUGGACACCAAAAGGCUUGCCUUCCCCAGGUUUUACUUCCUCUCCUCUUCCGAUCUUCUAGACAUUCUUUCCAACGGUACAGCCCCUCAACAGGUUCAACGCCACCUUUCCAAACUAUUUGACAAUAUGGCCAAGAUGCAGUUCCAGCUAGAUGCCAGUGAGAAGCCAACCAAGACCAGCCUUGGCAUGUACAGCAAGGAAGGAGAAUAUGUGGCCUUCAGCGAGUCCUGUGACUGCAGCGGGCAGGUAGAAAUAUGGCUGAACCACGUGCUGGCUCGCAUGAAGGCCACGGUGAGGCACGAGAUGACAGAAGGUGUAACCGCCUACGAAGAAAAGCCCAGGGAACAGUGGCUCUUUGACUACCCAGCUCAGGUGGCCCUGACCUGUACCCAGAUCUGGUGGACCACAGAGGUGGGCAUGGCAUUUGCAAGGCUGGAGGAAGGCUAUGAGAAUGCCAUGAAGGACUAUUACAAGAAGCAAGUGGCCCAGCUCAAAACCCUCAUCACCAUGCUCAUUGGCCAGCUCUCCAAGGGGGACCGGCAGAAGAUCAUGACCAUAUGCACCAUCGAUGUCCAUGCUCGGGACGUGGUGGCCAAGAUGAUUGCUCAGAAGGUAGAUAACGCCCAGGCCUUCCUCUGGCUGUCCCAGCUAAGGCAUCGAUGGGACGAUGAGGCCAAACACUGCUUUGCCAACAUCUGUGAUGCCCAGUUUCUAUACUCCUAUGAGUACCUGGGGAAUACCCCUCGCCUGGUGAUCACGCCUCUGACAGACAGGUGUUACAUCACCCUCACCCAGUCUCUGCACCUGACCAUGAGUGGGGCUCCAGCAGGGCCUGCGGGCACAGGCAAGACAGAAACCACCAAGGACCUGGGCCGAGCGCUGGGCAUCAUGGUCUACGUGUUCAACUGCUCCGAGCAGAUGGAUUACAAGUCUUGCGGCAACAUCUACAAGGGCCUUGCUCAGACUGGUGCCUGGGGCUGUUUUGAUGAGUUCAAUCGAAUCUCUGUGGAGGUCUUGUCAGUGGUGGCGGUGCAGGUAAAAAGCAUUCAAGAUGCAAUUCGAGACAAGAAGCAGCACUUCAACUUCCUUGGAGAGGAGAUUAGCUUGAACCCAUCCGUGGGCAUCUUCGUCACCAUGAACCCCGGCUAUGCUGGUCGUACAGAGCUGCCCGAGAACCUCAAGGCUCUGUUCAGGCCUUGUGCAAUGGUUGUCCCAGACUUUGAGUUGAUCUGUGAAAUCAUGCUGGUGGCUGAAGGAUUCAUCGAGGCACGGUUACUAGCCAGGAAGUUCAUCACCCUUUACCAGCUGUGCAAAGAGCUUCUCUCUAAACAGGACCACUACGACUGGGGCCUGAGGGCCAUCAAGUCUGUGCUGGUGGUGGCCGGGUCCCUGAAGCGGGGAGACCCUGACCGGCCCGAGGACCAAGUCCUGAUGCGCUCGCUGCGAGAUUUCAACGUCCCCAAGAUAGUGACUGACGACAUGCCAGUGUUCCUGGGCCUGAUCGGGGACCUGUUUCCUGCCCUGGAUGUCCCUCGGAGGAGAGAUCUCGACUUCGAAGCCCUGGUUAGGAAGGCGGUGAUGGAGCUGAAACUCCAGGCUGAGGACAACUUUGUGCUCAAGGUGGUCCAGCUGGAGGAGCUCCUGGCGGUGCGGCAUUCUGUAUUCGUGGUGGGCAGUGCGGGAACUGGCAAGUCACAGGUGCUGAGGUCCUUGCACAAGACCUACCAGAUCAUGAAACGCCGCCCUGUCUGGACUGACCUCAACCCCAAAGCGGUCACCAACGACGAGCUCUUUGGCAUCAUCAAUCCAGCUACACGAGAAUGGAAGGAUGGACUGUUCUCUUCUAUCAUGCGGGAGCUUGCCAACAUCACCCAUGAUGGGCCCAAAUGGAUUUUACUGGAUGGUGACAUUGAUCCGAUGUGGAUUGAGUCUCUGAACACUGUCAUGGAUGAUAACAAGGUGCUGACCCUGGCGAGCAACGAGAGGAUCCCUCUGAAUCCCACCAUGAGGCUUCUCUUUGAGAUCAGCCACCUGCGCACGGCCACGCCAGCCACUGUCUCCAGAGCAGGGAUCCUGUAUAUUAACCCGGCAGACCUGGGCUGGAACCCUCCUGUGAGCAGCUGGAUCGACAGGAGAGAGAUCCAGACAGAGAGAGCCAACCUAACCAUCCUGUUUGACAAGUACCUUCCGACCUGCUUAGAUGCGCUCAGAACCAGAUUUAAGAAGAUAAUUCCAAUCCCAGAGCAGAGCACAGUCCAGAUGCUGUGCCACCUUCUUGAGUGUCUGCUGACCGAGGAGGACAUCCCUGCAGACUGCCCCAAGGACACCUACGAGCUUUACUUUGUGUUUGCUGCCAUCUGGGCUUUUGGUGGAGCACUGGUCCAGGACCAGCUCGUGGACCACCGGGCAGAGUUCAGCAAAUGGUGGCUCAGUGAGUUCAAGACCAUCAAGUUUCCCUCCCAAGGAACCAUCUUUGACUAUUACAUAGACCCAGAGACCAAGAAAUUCGAGCCUUGGUCCAGGCUCAUCCCGCAGUUUGAAUUUGACCCUGAGACACCUCUGCAGGCCAGCCUGGUGCACACCGGCGAGACCAUAUGCCUCUGCUACUUCCUGGAGCGGCUCCUGGCGCGGCGGCGGCCGGUCAUGCUGGUGGGAACGGCGGGCACGGGCAAGUCGGUGCUGGUGGGGGCGACGCUGGCCAGCCUGGACCCCGAGGCGUACCUGGUGAAAAACGUGCCCUGCAACUACUACACCACAUCAGCUAUGCUGCAGGCUGUCCUGGAGAAGCCUCUGGAAAAGAAAGCCGGCAGGAACUACGGUCCCCCAGGCAACAAGAAGCUCAUCUAUUUCAUUGACGACAUGAACAUGCCCGAGGUGGAUGCCUAUGGGACUGUGCAGCCUCACACGGUCAUCAGGCAGCACCUGGACUACGGCCACUGGUAUGAUCGAAACAAACUGUCCCUGAAGGAGGUCAUGAAUGUCCAGUAUGUUUCCUGUAUGAACCCCACCGCGGGCAGCUUCACCAUCAACCCCCGGCUUCAGCGUCACUUCAGCGUGUUCACCCUCUCCUUCCCGGGAGCAGACGCCCUGUCCUCCAUCUAUAGCGCCAUCCUGACUCAGCACCUCAGGCUGGGGAACUUUCCGGCAGCGCUGCACAAGAGCGUCCCCCAGCUGCUCCAGCUGGCCCUCACCUUCCACCAGAAAAUCGCCACCACGUUCCUUCCCACAGCGAUCAAAUUCCACUACAUCUUCAACCUCAGGGACUUCGCCAACAUUUUCCAGGGUAUUCUCUUCUCCUCUGUGGAAUGUGUCAAGUCCACACAGGACCUAGUAAACCUCUAUCUGCACGAAUCGAAUCGGGUUUAUCGGGAUAAGAUGGUGGAAGAGAAGGACCUUGAUCUUUUUGAUAAGAUCCAGGUAGACGUGGUCAAGAAAAUUUUUGAUGACCUCGAAGAGACUGUGGAGCAGACCCAAAGCCUGAACGUGUAUUGCCAUUUUGCACACGGUAUCGGGGAGCCCAAGUACAUGCCCGUCCAGUCGUGGGAACUUCUGACGCAGACUCUGGUGGAGGCCCUGGAGAACCACAACGAAGUCAACACAGUGAUGGACCUGGUGCUCUUCGAGGACGCCGUGCGCCAUGUCUGCCACAUUAAUCGCAUCCUGGAGUCCCCUCGGGGAAAUGCUCUGCUGGUCGGCGUGGGGGGAAGUGGCAAGCAGAGCCUGACUCGGCUGGCGGCUUUCGUCAGCUCCAUGGAUGUAUUCCAGAUCACGUUGCGGAGAGGCUACCAAAUCCUGGACUUCAAGGCGGACCUGGCAGCCUUGUGCCUGAGAGCCGGGGUCAAGAACCUCAGCACCGUGUUUCUCAUGACCGAUGCCCAGGUGGCUGAUGAGAAGUUCCUCGUAUUCAUCAACGACCUCUUGGCAUCUGGAGAGAUCCCAGAUCUCUACUCUGACGAUGAGGUCGAAAACAUCAUAAGCAAUGUGAGAAAUGAGGUCAAGAGCCAAGGUCUGGUUGACAACAGAGAAAAUUGCUGGAAGUUUUUCAUAGAGCGAGUCCGACGGCAGCUGAAGGUGACUCUCUGCUUCUCCCCGGUGGGGACCAAGCUGAGGGUCCGCAGCAGGAAGUUCCCCGCCAUCGUGAACUGCACGGCCAUUGACUGGUUCCACGAGUGGCCGAAGCAGGCCCUGGAGUCCGUCAGCCUCCGCUUCCUGCAGAACACGGAAGGCGUUGAGACCGCAGUCAAGCCAUCAAUUAGCGAGUUCAUGGCUUUCGUCCACGCAAGUGUCAACCGCACCUCCCAGUCCUAUAUGAGCAACGAGCAGCGCUUCAACUACACAACGCCCAAGUCGUUCCUGGAGUUCAUCAGACUCUACCAGAGCCUGCUGCGCAGGCACGGGAGGGAGCUCCGGUCCAAGAUGGAGCGGCUGGAGAACGGGUUGCUGAAGCUCCAUAGCACCUCUGCCCAGGUGGAUGAGCUAAAAGCCAAGCUGGCCACCCAGGAAGUGGAGCUAAGGCAGAAGAAUGAAGAUGCCGACAAGCUGAUUCAGGUGGUGGGCGUGGAGACGGACAAGGUGAGCAGAGAGAAAGCCAUCGCCGACGAGGAGGAGCGGAAGGUAGCCCUCAUCAUGCUGGAGGUGCAGCAGAAGCAGAAGGACUGUGAGGAAGACCUGGCCAAGGCAGAACCGGCGCUCACGGCAGCCCAGGAGGCCCUCAACACCCUCAACAAGACCAAUCUGACCGAGCUGAAGUCCUUCGGUUCCCCGCCGCCGGCGGUGAGCAAUGUCAGCGCAGCGGUGAUGGUGCUCAUAGCUCCCAGGGGCAAGGUGCCCAAGGACCGCAGCUGGAAGGCCGCCAAGGUCACCAUGGCCAAGGUGGAUGGUUUCCUGGACUCCCUCGUCCACUUUGACAAGGAGAACAUUCACGAGAACUGCCUCAAGGCCAUCAGGCCAUAUCUGCAGGACCCCGAGUUCAAUCCGGAGUUUGUGGCCACCAAGUCCUACGCGGCUGCAGGCCUCUGCUCUUGGGUCAUAAACAUCGUGAAGUUCCACGAGGUGUUCUGUGACGUGGAACCCAAGCGCCAAGCGCUGAGCAAGGCCACCUCGGACCUCACUGCUGCCCAGGAAAAGCUGGCGGUCGUUAAAGCAAAGAUUGCUCACCUUAAUGAGAACCUGGCCAAACUCACGGCCAAGUUUGAGAAAGCAACAGCCGACAAACUCAAAUGUCAACAAGAAGCUGAAGCGACUGCAGGCACCAUCUCCCUUGCAAACCGCCUGGUGGGAGGCCUGGCCUCUGAAAACGUGAGAUGGGCAGAAGCUGUGCAGAACCUCAAGCAACAGGAAAGGAAAUUGUGUGGAGACAUUUUACUUACUGCAGCUUCCAUCUCGUACCUGGGCUUCUUCACAAAGCAAUACCGCCAGAGCCUUCUGGACACGACUUGGAGGCCCUACCUGAGCCAGCUGCAGGUUCCAAUCCCAAUGACCCCCACCCUGGACCCCCUGCGGACGCUGAUGGAUGAUGCCGAUGUGGCCACCUGGCAGAAUGAGGGCCUCCCUGCAGACCGCAUGUCCACGGAGAAUGCCGCCAUCCUCCUCAGCUGCGAGCGCUGGCCGCUCAUGGUGGACCCUCAGCUACAAGGCAUCAAAUGGAUCAAGAACAAGUAUGCUGAGGACCUCCGGGUCACCCAGAUCGGCCAGAAGGGCUACCUUCAGACGGUAGAGCGUGCUGUGGAAGCCGGGGACAUGGUGCUGAUUGAAAAUCUGGAAGAGUCCAUCGAUCCUGUGCUAGGACCCCUGCUGGGGAGAGAAGUCAUUAAGAAAGGACGGUUCAUUAAAAUUGGAGACAAAGAGUGUGAGUAUAACCCCAGGUUCCGGCUCAUCCUUCACACCAAGCUGGCCAACCCUCACUACCAACCCGAGCUGCAAGCUCAGGCCACCCUGAUCAACUUCACCGUGACCAGGGAUGGCCUGGAGGACCAGCUGCUGGCCUCUGUGGUCAGCAUGGAGAGACCAGACCUGGAGCAGCUGAAGUCAGAGCUCACGAAGCAGCAGAAUGGAUUCAAAAUCACCCUCAAAACAUUGGAAGACAACCUGCUCUCUCGCCUCUCCUCGGCCUCCGGGAACUUCCUGGGAGAAACAGCCCUGGUGGAGAACCUUGAGACCACCAAGCAGACUGCCGCAGAAGUUGAGAAAAAGGUGCAGGAGGCCAAGGUGACCGAGGCGAAAAUCAACGAGGCCCGGGAGCAUUACCGGCCGGCCGCCGCCCGGGCCUCCCUGCUCUACUUCAUCAUGAACGACCUCGGCAGGAUCCACCCCAUGUACCAGUUUUCCCUCAAGGCCUUCAGCAUUGUCUUCCGGAAGGCCGUGGAGAAGGCGGCCCCUGAUGAGAACCUCAAGGGACGGGUGGCCAACCUGAUAGACAGCAUCACCUUUUCUGUCUGCCAGUACACCACCCGGGGGCUCUUCGAGUGCGAUAAGCUGACCUACCUUGCCCAGCUCACCUUUCAGAUCCUCCUCAUGAACCAGGAAGUGAGUGUAGCCGAGCUGGACUUCCUGCUUCGAUCUCCAGCACAGACAGGAGUCACAAGUCCAGUGGAGUUCCUCUCCCAUCAGGCAUGGGGUGGCAUCAAGGCACUUUCAUCAAUGGAAGAAUUCUGUAAUCUGGAUCGGGACAUUGAGGGAUCCUCCAAGAGCUGGAAGAAGUUCGUGGAAUCAGAAUGUCCUGAGAAGGAAAAGUUCCCCCAGGAGUGGAAGAACAAGACAGCCCUGCAGCGCCUCUGCAUGAUAAGAGUCUUGCGGCCCGACCGGAUGACCUACGCCCUGCGAGAUUUUAUUGAGGAGAAGUUAGGAAGCGAAUACGUGGUGGGAAGAGCACUGGACUUCGCAGCCUCUUUUGAAGAAUCAGGACCAGCCACACCCAUGUUCUUCAUCCUGUCUCCAGGGGUGGACCCCCUGAAGGAUGUGGAAAGUCAAGGCAAAAAACUCGGAUAUACCUUCAACAACCGGAACUUCCACAAUGUGUCUUUGGGGCAAGGACAGGAGGUCGUGGCUGAGGCCGCGCUGGACCUGGCUGCCAAGAAAGGCCACUGGGUUAUUUUGCAGAACAUCCACCUGGUAGCCACGUGGCUCGGUGCCCUGGAGAAGAAGCUGGAGGAGCACAGUGAGAACAGCCACAGAGAGUUCAGGGUCUUCAUGAGUGCGGAGCCCGCCCCCUCCCCCGAGAGCCACAUCGUCCCCCAGGGCCUCCUGGAGAACGCCAUCAAGAUCACCAGCGAGCCACCCACGGGCAUGCACGCCAACCUGCACAAGGCCCUGGACAACUUCACUCAGGACACCCUGGAGAUGUGUUCCCGGGAGACGGAGUUUAAGAGCAUCCUCUUUGCGCUUUGUUACUUUCACGCUGUGGUGGCAGAAAGACGCAAGUUUGGACCCCAGGGGUGGAAUCGCUCCUACCCCUUCAACACCGGAGACCUCACCAUCUCUGUGAACGUGCUCUACAACUUCCUAGAGGCCAACGCCAAGGUCCCCUACGAUGACCUGCGGUACCUCUUCGGUGAGAUCAUGUACGGGGGCCACAUCACUGAUGACUGGGACCGGAGACUCUGCAGAACCUACCUGGAGGAGUUCAUCAAACCAGAGAUGCUAGAGGGAGAGCUGGCCCUGGCCCCAGGGUUCCCACUGCCCGGCAACAUGGACUACAGUGCCUACCACCAGUACAUCGAUGCCCAGCUGCCCCCAGAGUCUCCCUACCUGUACGGCCUCCACCCGAACGCUGAGAUCGGCUUCCUGACCCAGACGUCGGAGAAGCUCUUUCGCACGGUGCUGGAGCUGCAGCCCCGGGACAGCCAGGCCGGAGAAGGAGCAGGAGCCACGAGAGAAGAAAAGGUCAAGGCGGUCCUGGAGGAAAUACUGGAGCGGGUGACAGAUGAGUUUAACCUCCCAGAGCUGAUGGCCAGGGCGGAGGAGCGCACCCCCUACGUGGCCGUGACGCUCCAGGAGUGCGAGCGGAUGAACGUGCUCACCAGACAGAUGCAGCGCUCCUUGCGGGAGCUGGACCUUGGACUAAAGGGAGAGCUGACCAUGACCAUUGACAUGGAGAGCUUACAGAAUGCCUUGUACCUGGACACGGUGCCAGAGUCCUGGGCCAGACGAGCCUACCCCUCCACGGCAGGCCUGGCAGCCUGGUUUAUUGACCUGCUUAACCGGAUCAAGGAGCUGGAGGCCUGGACGGGCGACUUUGCCAUGCCCUCGACUGUAUGGCUGACGGGCUUCUUCAACCCCCAGUCCUUCCUGACGGCCAUCAUGCAGUCCACGGCCCGCCGGAACGAGUGGCCCCUGGACCAGAUGACCCUGCAGUGUGAUGUGACGAAGAAGAACAGGGAGGAGUUCAGGAGUCCCCCGAGGGAAGGGGCCUAUGUGCAUGGCCUCUUCAUGGAAGGCGCUCGCUGGGACACCCAGGCUGGGAUCAUCGCCGAGGGGAAGCUGAAGGAGCUGACACCCGCCCUGCCUGUGAUGUUCAUCAGGGCUGUCCCUGCAGAGAAACAGGACUGCCGAGGCGUCUAUCUCUGUCCUGUGUACAAGACCCGUCAGCGGGGACCCACCUACGUGUGGACUUUCCAGCUGAAGACUAAGGAGAAGCCAUCCAAGUGGGUUCUGGCCGGAGUCGCCUUGCUUCUGCAGGUUUAGCUUCCUGCAGAACCCCCGAGGAAGCAAAGCUGGGCUGGAGGCUGCCCAGAGGGACUGGUGGGUGAGGGCUAAGACCACAGCCAUAGAGAAAGAUAAGAAAUGGAUAGUACUCACAGUUCUGAAGAGUUCCUUUGGGGGAACUCAAGAGAAGUGCCUAAAGUGAGGUUGAGCUGGAGGAGUAUGGACCUAGGAACUAGGAUUGAAGAGUUUCCUAAC